This is a messenger RNA of Paecilomyces variotii, 2043 nucleotides long. Its product is annotated as putative pheromone-regulated membrane protein. NCBI's taxonomy places the organism in Eukaryota, Fungi, Ascomycota, Eurotiomycetes, Eurotiales, Thermoascaceae. Gene Ontology annotation, biological process: transmembrane transport. Bases 1 to 2043 code for a protein of 680 amino acids. Gene Ontology annotation, molecular function: transmembrane transporter activity. The transcript has a single exon. The record is from RefSeq and is a predicted model, not a curated record.
AUGGUUUCGAAGGUCGCGUCCGGCAUAGACAAGGCACGGCAUAUCUUGUCAAAGUUGGGACGUCCGGAGGACCACGGCGAUGCCCUGAUCCCACCGGUCACGGCCGCUGAGUUCGUCAAGGACGGAGACGCCAAUGCCAAAGGCGGAGAGACGAAAGCAGGACGAAAGCUGAGGUUCGACCCGUCCCUGGAAGCGCACCAGCUAGUGAGAGGGUUCUCGGGUCGAGACCGUCUGCGAAGACGAAGUUUCAAACCACAGACGCCCAUCAUGUCGGGGGACGCUACGCCCGUGGGAUCGGAUACGGAAUCAGAGUACUCUCGUGGAGUGCAUGCUGGCAUCCUUUCGCAGCUCCUCAAACUCCAGCAACGACAGCAAAAAUAUGAUACUUCACAACCUCCCUCGCCCAAUGCCCGUACUCCCAGUGAGUUCCCUGACGGUGGUGACUAUUUCACACCCCCUUCUGGCCUCUCCACGGGCCACACGACCCCCAAGCGGGAAAAGAUCAAAUGGUACAAAAAGGAGGGGAGUCGUUCUGCCGUCUCUCUGAUCGAAGCGGGCCUGCAUCUGGGUGCGUCUGGCGCUCCCCAUCACUCCACCGAAGGGAGAGCAGCGACAGCCCGGUAUCGCGGCCAUCGGAGGUCUGCGAGUAAACCGCGCAUGGAUGACGAAGCGCAGAUCGCUAUCUAUAUCGCCCAGAUCAUCACUCGUCAGAAGUAUCUGAUCAAGCUCUGUCGCUGCUUGAUGAAAUUCGGUGCACCCAGUCACCGGCUGGAGGAGUACAUGCAGAUGACGGCCAAGGCUCUCGAUCUCAGCGCGCAGUUUCUGUACCUACCCAACUUCAUGAUCAUGUCCUUCGACGAUGUCUCCACGCGAACAACGGAGGUCAAGAUGGUGCGAGUGGCACAAGGAGUCGACCUGGCGCGUCUGGAUGACACGCAGGAUGUCUACAAGAACGUCAUCCAUGACAAGAUCAGCGUGGAAGAGGCCAUUGAGCAUCUGGACGAGAUCAUGACGCGGCCAGACAAGUUCCCCACCUGGAUUCUAGUUAUCGUCUACGGACUUGCAAGUGUCGCGGUCGGUCCGUUCGCUUUCGAGGCUCGUCCGAUUGACAUGCCCAUUAUCUUCAUUCUUGGCUGCCUGCUCGGCCUCAUGAAGCUGGUCUUUGCGCCUCGAUCGAGUCUCUAUUCAAACGUGUUCGAAGUGUUCGCCUCCGUCAUUACUUCGUUCCUCUCCCGUGCUUUCGGAAGCAUUCGUAACGGCGUGGUAGAUGGCAAACAGCAGUAUCUGUUCUGCUUCUCUUCCAUGGCACAGUCCUCGAUCGCUCUGAUCCUGCCUGGUUUCCUGGUACUUAGCAGCAGUUUAGAGCUACAGUCCCAUCAGAUCAUCGCAGGUUCCAUUCGUAUGGUCUACUCGAUCAUUUACUCCCUUUUCCUGGGUUACGGAAUCACAGUGGGCACCACCAUCUACGGUCUGAUGGAUUCCCUCGCCAAUCCUAAUACCAGCUGUUCGGGCGCUCCGAUCGGGAAUGAAUACGUCCAGCGGUUCCCGUUCGUCGCGCUCUAUGUCGUCUUCCUUUGUAUCAUCAACCAAGGGAAAUGGAAAGACUUGCCUAUCAUGAUUAUUGUUGCCGUGUCUGGUUACGUCGUCAGCUACUUUAGCAACAAAAAACUGAACUCGAACCCAGAGCUUUCGAAUACUCUUAGCGCUCUGGCUGUUGGCAUCCUCGGGAAUCUUUAUAGUCGAGUAUGGCACGGCCACGCUGCCACUGCUAUCAUGCCGGCCAUCUUCGUGCUGGUUCCUUCUGGUCUGGCGUCGUCCGGUUCUCUGAUCGCCGGUGUGCAGUCCGCUGCAGAGCUGCGCAGCAAUAUCACCGGCAACGCAUCAGCACUCAGCAAUACUUCCACCAACUCUGACAACAGUACUGUCUGGGAUAUUGGAUACGGCAUGAUCCAAGUCGCCGUCGGUAUCACCGUCGGAUUGUUCCUGGCUGCCCUUGUCGUUUACCCAACCGGCAAGCGACGAAGCGGACUUUUUAGCUUCUAG